GCGUAGAAAGGAGGCCAUAUUGUACAGUUAAAUUGAAAGAACGAAAAUAAUUGUAUCGCCGUUGGCCGAUCGCUCGCGCUCGCACCGCCAUCGGUUUCCCCGGUCUUCUGUUCCCCCGUUAUCGUUCGCGUGCGACGGCAAAUCCCUUUGCUAACGCUUUGCGUCGCUCGUUCACGUCCGUGGCGAAGCUAGGAGAAGCGAGAGAGCUACGAGCACACACACGGGAGCCAAUCGGCGGCUCCUCGGCCUUCUCUGCCCUUUGUAUAUAAGCCAUACGUCGUCGCAGUAGCGCGAUUCCAAUUCCCCGGGAGUAACCAACGUCGGUUUGCUGAGAAGUGCUUGUUGCUCGCUGCGGUCAAGAUGGGCACUCGGGACGACGAAUACGAUUAUUUAUUUAAAGUUGUUCUCAUUGGAGACUCUGGAGUAGGAAAAAGUAAUCUGUUAUCCCGAUUUACAAGAAACGAAUUCAAUUUGGAAUCGAAGUCUACCAUCGGAGUCGAAUUUGCAACACGCAGUAUACAAGUAGACGGUAAAACCAUCAAAGCCCAAAUUUGGGAUACAGCUGGGCAAGAACGUUAUCGUGCGAUUACCUCUGCAUAUUACCGCGGAGCAGUUGGUGCACUACUCGUGUAUGAUAUUGCAAAACACCUGACGUAUGAAAAUGUAGAAAGAUGGUUACGAGAAUUACGGGACCAUGCUGACCAGAAUAUUGUGAUCAUGUUAGUGGGAAAUAAGUCAGACUUAAGGCAUCUGCGUGCUGUUCCAACUGACGAAGCUAAAGCGUUUGCUGAGAGAAAUGGCUUAUCUUUCAUUGAAACAUCCGCUUUAGAUUCUACUAACGUUGAAACAGCGUUUCAAAACAUAUUAACAGAAAUAUACAGAAUCGUAUCGCAAAAACAGAUACGAGACCCACCUGAAGGUGAUACAAUCCGGCCACAAAAUGUAGAACAAAUUGAAGUCAAACCAACGAUGAAUGCUGAGGGAGUGCGUAAGCAGUGCUGCCAGUGACUCACCUUGUUGCUUAAAAUAAGCAGUCACAUGGAGGAGA
Atta colombica is the source of this 1048-nucleotide messenger RNA. RefSeq names its product ras-related protein Rab-11A-like (gene Rab11). NCBI's taxonomy places the organism in Eukaryota, Metazoa, Arthropoda, Insecta, Hymenoptera, Formicidae. Gene Ontology annotation, biological process: exocytosis. Gene Ontology annotation, molecular function: GTPase activity; GTP binding. Bases 361 to 1008 code for a protein of 215 amino acids. The transcript has 5 exons. Gene Ontology annotation, cellular component: recycling endosome. The record is from RefSeq and is a predicted model, not a curated record.